Messenger RNA from Periconia digitata, 2264 nucleotides. The record is from the annotation of a GenBank genome assembly. NCBI's taxonomy places the organism in Eukaryota, Fungi, Ascomycota, Dothideomycetes, Pleosporales, Periconiaceae.
CCCUCCCCUCUUCACUCAUAACAAUUGUUGUUCCAUGAUGGAGCAUCUCAAUCGCUUCGCCAGCGCCCUUUCUCAAGACGUUACCCUCCAACGCGCAAGACGUGACGGUGUACGUGUUGUUCGUGCUCUCCCCCGCGCCACAUCUGAUUACAUCAUCGAGAAAGCGCCUGUCGUGCAAUGGGCCCCUCAAUAUCAACCUAGAUGGAUUCUCUAUGAUGUCCUGGCUGGCAUCACUAUUGGAGUCUUGCUCAUCCCCCAGGCCUUGGCGUAUGCCAAGAUUGCCACGAUCCCAGGACAGUAUGGGUUGAUGAGCUCGUGGUUGCCGAACUUUCUGUAUUUCAUCAUGGGAACUAGUAAAGAUAUGUCAACGGGCCCAACGUCUCUCAUGGGCCUCCUCACAGCCGAGAUCAUCCGCGACUUCACACAAGACGGCUUCUCUCCUCAAACUAUCGCCUCUACAACGGCCAUGUGCGUCGGUAUAUGGUGUCUAGUCGUCGGUCUUUUCAAGCUCGGCUUCCUGCUCGAAUUCGUAUCCAUUCCCGUGCUCAAUGGCUUCAUCUCUGCUGCAGGUAUCGUUAUCAUGCUUGGCCAGAUCCCUUCGCUGUUCGGCGUCAAGGUAGGCUCAGGGACCGGCACAAUCAUCCACGAUCUGUUCAAGCAGAUUCCAGACUUCGAUGGGCCUACUACUGGGGUUGGACUUGGCGGGAUCGUGCUGCUUCUCAUUCUGCAGAAGGUUGGGGAGAAGUGGGGAAAGAAGAGUAAAGCGCUGUGGCUGGUGGGACUGGCGAGGAGCGCCAUUGUGCUUGUGUUAUUUACGGGAAUGUCGUAUGGGAUUAACAAGAACAGAGUGGACGAUCCUGUCUUUGAUUUGAGUAAGGUCAAGUCUGAUGGCAUCAACGCCCCCAAAAUGGUACCAACUACCUUAAUCCCAAGAGUCUUCCCCCGCGCCGUAGCCCCCUUUCUCGCCGCUACCAUCGAGCACCUCGCCAUCGCUAAAGGCUUCGCCCGCCGUAACGGCUACGUCAUCGAUCCCGCACAAGAACUCGUCUACCUAGGUGUUACAAACUUCUUCAACAGUUUCUUCUCAUCCAUGCCUGUUGGUGGCGCCAUGUCACGUACAGCCGUCAACUCGGCAACAGGCGUCAAGAGUCCGGCAUACGGACUUGUAGCAGGUGGUUUCGUGGUCCUCUCUAUCUUCGAGCUCACCCCGGCAUUAUUUUGGAUACCGAAAGCGACGCUCGCUGCUAUUAUCGUGCUCGCUGUGUGGUCCAUUCUAACCUCCCCCAAAGUCUUCUACCACUACUGGCGCACUUCCCUCACAGACUUCACCGCCUCCCAGCUCGCCUUCUGGAUAACCCUCUUCGUAUCCACCGAGAUCGGCAUCGGCGUCGCCGUAGGCUUCCAACUCGUCGUCCACAUCCUCUCCACAACCUUCUCGCGAAUCAACCGCGAAACCGUCUUCCCGCUCUCCCCUCCCUCUUCUUCUCAGCCACAAGAAAGCGCAGCAACGCCAGCGGGCUCCAUCAACACCACGACCUCCAUCGACAACGACAACAACGGGAGCAGAGGAGCAGGAGGAAGCGGACGAAGAGUCAUCCCGAGCGGGAUCCACGUCUUCACCCCGCACGUCCCAAUCAUCUUCUUCAACGCAUUCGCUUUGAAAGCACAGUGCUGGGAUCUCAUUCAGACGUAUACUUCUUCUCCCUCGCCUGCUGCGCUCGCCUCUCCUUCCUCGCGCAACUGGAGUACGGCGGGCCAGCGACGUGCUCGUCUCCUGCGCGCCCGUGCAGGCGUUUCUACGGACCCUCCUACUAUUGAGGGAGUGGUGCUGGAUCUGAGGAAUGUCGCCGCGAUUGAUACAACGGGGAUUGUAUCACUGAGGGACCUAAGGGAUGAUUUGAAGGCGUAUGUUGGAGAUAAUGAUGGGGGGAGGAAGGUGGAGGUGAAACUUGUCGGGGUGACUGAGGGGGUUCGAAGGAGGUUUGAGAGGUUUGGAUGGGGGCUUGUUGAGGUUAGUAGGCGUGGGUUUGAAAGCCAGGGUAGUGUUGCUGGUGAAAGUGUUGUGGGGGACAGUAAAGAUGAGGGGUUGAAAGAGUACAUGUUUUUGGAAGAUGCGGUUUGGGACUGUGGGAGUGGUGGGAGGAGAGACAGGGAAGUUGUUGUGCUGAGGGAGAGUGGUGGCUUUAAGGGGAAUGGGGAUGAGAAGGUUUGAUGGGCUCUUUUACUUGCCUCAUUUCUGGUUUGACGCUUUUGAUAUUGGACUU